Messenger RNA from Passer domesticus (house sparrow), 1955 nucleotides. It is a transcript of the gene NAT8, whose product is annotated as N-acetyltransferase 8 (putative). Gene Ontology annotation, molecular function: N-acetyltransferase activity. NCBI's taxonomy places the organism in Eukaryota, Metazoa, Chordata, Aves, Passeriformes, Passeridae. The record is from RefSeq and is a predicted model, not a curated record. The coding region runs from base 802 to 1461 and encodes 219 amino acids. The transcript has 2 exons.
UGGGGGUGUUGGGGUACGAUAAAGGGUGGGGUGACCCCCCUGAACCCCCUGCGGUCCGGCCCCGAUGCCACCAUGUCCCCUCCCCAAAGGAAGGGCUGUCCCCAGUGCCGGGCUCAGCCGUUCCCGGGGGUCCCCGGGACCCCCGUGACACCCCCCGGGUGCCCAGUCCGGGGCUGGGGGGGGCGAUCAUCACCGUGAGGACCCCCCACCCCCCUGGGGUGACCCCGGCCAGGGCUGGGGGGUCCCCACAGUGGGGUCACCCCACCCCACUCCUCCAUAGCCACCCAUCGCUGCCCAUGGCCGGGGUUUGGGGGUGACGGGGCUCUCCUGCAGUGUCCCCCCGGCCGUGCCCGAGCCCUCCGUGCCCUGUGCCCCCCCAAAUCCCCCCCGUGACCCCCAACUCUGCGGGAUCCCUUUGUGGCAUCACCGGCAGGGGCAGCGCUUCCCGCUCGGCGCCUGCGCUCGCCGCGCCGCCGGAGCCUCCUCCGGCCUGGCACGGCCCGAACUGGGGGUGUCCCCCCUCCCCCGCCCCCCGUGCUGCCCCCGGAGCCCCCCCUAAACCUGCCGGACCCCCCCCCGCCGAACGAUGGGCUGAACGCACCCGGCAUCUUGCGGGCACAGGGGGUGCGGCACACAAAGACCCCCCCCCCAAAAACAACCAAACCAGCCCCCCGGCGCGGUGCUGGGGGGUCACCGAGCCCCCCUCGGGCCGCCCAGGGACCCCCCGGUGGUCCCCGAGGAGCCGCAGAGCCGCCGGUCCCGGAUUGAGCAGCGACAGCGCCGGGAGCAGCAGGUGCCCCCAUGGCGUCGUUCCGCAUCCGGCAGUACCAGGAGCAGGACUACGAGGCCGUGCGGGCGCUGUUCGCCCGCGGCAUCCUGGAGCACGCCCCGGCCGCCUUCCGGCACGUGCUGCGGGCGGCGCGGGUGCGCCUGGCGCUGCUGGCCGUCUUCGUGGCGGCGAGGGCGGCCGCGGGCUCCUGGCCGCUGGGGCUGGGCGCGGUGGCGCUGGCGCUGGUGCUGCUCUGGGUGCUGGUGCGCUCGCUGUGCACCGACUACGUGCGCGAGGCGCUGGGCACCGACCUGUGCGACGUGCCCGGCGCCUACCUGCGCCCGCCCGACUGCCGCUUCUGGGUGGCCGAGGAGGGCGGCGCCGUGGCGGGCAUGGUGGCGGCGGUGCCCGCGGGCCGCGGCGAGCUGGAGCUGAAGAGGCUGUCGGUGAGCCGGGAGCAGCGGGGCCGCGGGUUGGCGCGGGCGCUGUGCCGGGAGGUGCUGGCGUUCGCCCGCGCCCGCGGCUACGGCGCCGUGGUGCUCAGCACCUCCAUGGUGCAGGUGGCGGCGCAGCGGCUCUACGAGGGGCAGGGCUUCCGCAGGGUGGGCACCUCGUACCCCUCGCUGCUGGGCACCUUCCUGAACUUCCAGAUGUUUCACUACCGCUGCGAUUUGGGGGAUGGCACUAAGUAGGGCCCGGGUGGCGCGGUGCCGGGAUGGAGGGGCCGGCGUGGCACGCCAAACCUGGCACGCGAGGCACCGCCAUGGCACCCCAGCUCCAGCCCCGGUGCGGCGAGCCCGGGACAUGAGGCGUGGCCGUGGCACUGCCGUGGCACCCGAACCCUGGCACCGCCGCUGCCCGCGACCCCUGGCACCGCUAUGGCACCCCGCACCCGGCCCCGGGACGCGACCCCAGCACUCCCACCCCAAUCCUGGCACAGCAGCGCCGGCACAGCACCGCAAUCCCAGGACACGAAGCACCACCGCGGCACCCCAGCCUGGCACUGCCUUGGCACGGUGACACCAGGACGUGUGGCACUCGCUGCCUUGGCACCCCGGGAUCCAGCACAGCACUCCAACCCUGGCACUGAACCAUGGCACCCCCGAUCCCUGCCCGGGCACAGGGGGCACCCACAUGGCCCUUCCUGGAUUUCCAGCAGCAGGAAAUAAAGAGAGACCUGUGGGAA